UGCCCGUUUCCCUCCUGUGACAGGUGGUGGUGUUGACGGUGAGCCUGGGCCCGGCGGCUGUAGCGAUCUCUGGAAGCAUGCUGUACCUGGUCGGGCUGGGCUUGGGAGAUGCCAAGGACAUCACGGUGAAGGGGCUGGAGGUGGUGAGGCAGUGCCACAGGGUGUACCUGGAGGCCUACACGUCCAUCCUCACGGUGGGCAAGGAAGCACUGGAAGAGUUUUAUGGAAAAGAAUUGAUUUUGGCUGACCGAGAAACAGUGGAACAAGAAGCAGAUAACAUUUUAAAAGAUGCUGAUGUUUGUGAUGUCGCAUUUCUUGUAGUUGGUGAUCCUUUUGGGGCCACAACACACAGUGAUUUAGUACUACGUGCAGUAAAACUGGGGAUUCCAUACAAAGUCAUUCAUAACGCUUCAAUAAUGAAUGCAGUGGGCUGCUGUGGUUUACAGGUUGGUUACAGAAGCUUCCAAGCCAAAUGCUGCCUUAGGUUAUGUAUGACACUGGCUUCUGCAUCACUGAAAAUGAUUGGCAAGUCUGUUGCUUCAGGUGUUUUCACUGAGUUGUACAGUUUUGGAGAGACUGUUUCCAUAGUUUUCUGGACAGAUACAUGGAAGCCAGAAAGCUUUUUUGACAAGAUUGAGAAGAACAGACAGAACGGAAUGCACACCUUGUGCUUACUUGAUAUUAAAGUGAAGGAGCAGUCUCUGGAGAAUCUAAUGAAAGGUAGGAAGAUUUAUGAGCCACCACGCUACAUGAGUGUGAAUCAAGCUGCAGAACAGCUUCUUUCAAUUAUUCAAAACAGGAAGCUCCAAGGAGAAGAAUCAGCAAUCACUGAAAACACAAUCUGCGUUGGCCUCGCACGUGUGGGUGCUCCAGAUCAGAAGAUUGCUUCAGGCACACUGGAGCAGAUGUCCACAGUAGAACUAGGUGGUCCACUGCAUUCCUUGAUUGUUACAGGCACUCUGCAUCCUCUGGAAUUAGAAAUGCUUCAGCUUUUUCCUGUAGCUGGUUCCAGUUUUGAACAGCAUGUGUGUCAAAGGACCACUUAAAUAAAAACAAGGCAUUUACAUUUUUA
This is a messenger RNA of Pezoporus occidentalis (night parrot), 1072 nucleotides long. RefSeq names its product diphthamide biosynthesis 5 (gene DPH5). Gene Ontology annotation, molecular function: diphthine synthase activity. The record is from RefSeq and is a predicted model, not a curated record. Lineage: Eukaryota; Metazoa; Chordata; Aves; Psittaciformes; Psittacidae. The transcript is spliced from 8 exons. Bases 78 to 1046 code for a protein of 322 amino acids. Gene Ontology annotation, biological process: protein histidyl modification to diphthamide.